AUGGACUGUCUAGGAGUUGUCCAAGUUCCGCUCUCCCGCCUCUGUUUCCUUGACGAUGCAGGAGGUCGUCAUUACUACGACGAGCAUAGCGGCCACCUUGAGGAAUUAUUCAGAGGAACGUCUAUUGACCACAGCAACCAAAGACAUUGGGUGGACGGGUAUGUAGACAGAUCAGAGGUAAUUUCUGUCCUCGGAAGUCUCGGCCUGUCGUUGAGGGAGCUUCAACGGAAGAACCUCUACCUAGAAUUUCCGCGUCUUACAGGCCAUUCCGUGGCUUACAGUCAAGGUCGACAUCGGAUUGAAGCGGCGAAGAAGGUCGAUGACGACCUACUAUGGACCAUUAGACUCUUCUCCACGGACAUGAGUGAUAUACGCUCAAACUACAUGAUAAGAAGGCGAACGGAGCAGUACCAACAUGAAAGGCCCUUCUCUGAUGGUCAAAUAUAUACUAAAGUACGAGAGUAUGAUGGGAACAACUUUGACUUUUGCGAGUGGUAUCAACGGCUCAGUGUAACUAAAAAAAGGUCUCUACGACUGAUCGACCGGCGCCUGGCCAUUGCAGGCGCCCUCGACGCACUUAUUCAAUUCCCUGGUAUAAUGGAGUCAUUACAUUUGAGCAGCUGGUCUAAGUACUUCGACUGGCGGCUGGAAGACGAGCUCUACUCUGGGUUGAAAUGCAUCUACGAGACGUGGUCAACGUUUACCUUCGGUAGUCAUUCCAUACAGAAAUGCCUUGGUAGAGAGACUGUGGAGUUGUUGGAGUGUCGCGCUCCAGGUGUGAAUGAAGUGGACCGACGAUGGAUUGAUUCUGUUUUCGAGGCAGGAAAGGUCUUCCCGGGAGUGAGAGAUCCGGAGCAACGGCGAGACAUAAACGAGCGUGUGAUUUCCUCGUUAAAUAUGAUUCCUGGCAUGAAGUCGCUGCAAUCAAACAUGCUCUACUUAGGCAUUGCUGCCGAGAUCAUCUGGUCAUAUUUGAUCCCCAAAGAAUUACGGAAGAAGGCUAAGGCAGACCAAAUGUCAUUGCGAUCCACCAUGCGCUCCUGCUGGUCCGGAAAAGUUGGCUACGUCGAAGUCAAAGAAGGAGAAUUCCGAUGCGUUGUAGGCCCGCCUUCGUUCGACCUCGCGUAUUUGGCGGUUAUGUUGGCGGCACUUCGGCAAUUUGCAUCUCUAAGUGCGUGGAAACCCAAAGCAGAUACGGGAGAGCUUCUCACAGAUCCCAACUGCAUAUCGCUUUUCCACAGACGAGCCAAACUUGUUGGGUUUCGCACUCGCAACAUUGACGACGGCGCAAAAGUCCCAACUUCGUCGUUCAAUCCAUGCUCCGACGGCGAUGAUUUGAAGGAAGGAAUCUCUGAUGAAAUGAGUCUUCUCCAAAAAAUAGACUACAGAUAUGGCAGACCCCAUAUAUCGGUUUUUAGAUUUCUUCAAGAAAAGGCUUUCUUACCUUAUCUUGUAUCUCAAACCGGUCAGCCGGAGAUUGGAGUAUCGUUUCUCUUGCAGGAAUUCAGACGAUGUUUUUUUGGAUCGUGCACAUUCGAAUACGAUCUAUCGCAACCAAUAGUAAACAUAAACAGGUCCCAAGUCGUUCAAAAUGCUUAUCGCAACUGGCCAAAUGACAGCCGCCUCGAGACUAUCACGGAAGAGGAUCAUCCAGGCGUCCUGAGCCCACUUAUGGACGUAGACCCUCAGUCUGGCGAUGAAUCGCGCACUCCUGAUCGAUUUUCACCCUUAGGCCACCAUGUCGCAGCUACUGUUGACAACGCUUCGGGUACUCCGGUUACUGUAUCACAACUCACUGGUGGCCUUGAUUCACCAGGUCGCGAAUCCAGUGGCAGUCUCUCGUCCAUGUCAUGGGAGGCAUGCCCCGAGCGCGUCGUGGACCCCAAAGCCGCCCGGAACUGGCCUGAUAAUACCGAAGAAGUAUUGUUUAGUAGCUCAACAUCUUCCCGUUCCGUACUGCCCAGCCCGUUCUCAGCCUAUUUGGCUGGGAUUGGAAGAAUGGCUUUGGAAAGUGAGAGCCGCAGGGCUUCCUUAUCCGGCGUAACCGAUAUCUACCGGCAUAGUGCUUCUUUGCAGUCUCGGUCCCCUGUUCCGGAUGACCAAGCUCUCUUAUCGUCUCCAGUUUCAGUGGCUAUGAAUCGAGAUCAACCGAAGCGUCGCGAGUCGCCUUUAAAACAGGCAGAUCGCACAUCGCAUAGUCCACAAACAGGCCAGCUACCGUGUUCUCCACGCUUAAGUUUUACUUCCCGAUCGACUAUUCCUGUGACUACCUUGGACCAACCGAGACUGCGCGCUCCGUAUAAGCCCGCCGAUGUCAAGGGCAGGUUCAGAUACGUUUGGUUGCCAAAAGCGCGACCUUACCCGGGCACGUUCGAAGCAACAGAGCGUUGCAAAGUCCAGGAAUCGAUAUUCUUCCCGCACCAACAGUACCGUGCAUUCGCGAUCGUCCUGUGCACCGACAAUGAUAGCAAGAACAGGUUCAGAUAG
This is a messenger RNA of Pochonia chlamydosporia 170, 2487 nucleotides long. RefSeq lists its product as hypothetical. NCBI's taxonomy places the organism in Eukaryota, Fungi, Ascomycota, Sordariomycetes, Hypocreales, Clavicipitaceae. The record is from RefSeq and is a predicted model, not a curated record. The coding region runs from base 1 to 2487 and encodes 828 amino acids. The transcript is spliced from 2 exons.